Messenger RNA from Triplophysa dalaica, 750 nucleotides. RefSeq lists its product as uncharacterized. The transcript is spliced from 5 exons. Bases 1 to 750 code for a protein of 249 amino acids. The record is from RefSeq and is a predicted model, not a curated record. Lineage: Eukaryota; Metazoa; Chordata; Actinopteri; Cypriniformes; Nemacheilidae.
AUGGAGGAUGUGCAGCCGAUGGCUGAAACAUAUAUGUGCUCCUAUGCGCUGACCACAAUUAGAAGUUUACAGAGAAAAUCAAGCAGCAAGAUGCAGAAUAUGACAUGUGUGAUGGUUUUGACAUGUGUAUGCUUGCGUCAUUUAGAUGGUGUGUUUGGUGAUGAAGUGAAGUCAGUGUCAGUGAUGGAGGGACAUUCUGUUACUCUACACACUGAUACUCAACUACAAAGUCGUGAUGUGGUCGAGUGGAUGUUUGGUGUUCAGAGUCCAGAUGAGAUUAUAGCUGAAUUCUACAGAGAAGCAAAUAUGACAUCAUUUAACAAUGAGAGAUUGAAGAAUCACUUACAGAUAGAUGAUCAGACUGGAUCUCUAAUCAUCACAAACAUCACAACUCAACACACUGGACUUUAUCAAGCAGAGAUCACCAGAUACACACAACUACUCAGCUUCUAUUACAAUGUGACCGUCUCUGCUCGUCCGCCUGUUCCUGCAAUGACUGGAGAUUCAUCACAAAACUCUUCAAAUUCUUUAUCAUCUUCAAACCACACUCAACAUCUGAACAUCACUGACGUCUGUCAGCCAUGUCCAGUUUGUGUCGAGUGCUGUGGUUUUACUGAAGCUGUGAUCCGAUUGGUCAUCUCUGCUCUAGUAUGCGUGGCUACCGUUGCUGUGCUAAUUUACGACAUCAGAUCCAAUAGAGCACAUGUGUCAAACUCUAUUCCUGGAGGGCUGCAGCUCUGCACAGUUUAG